This is a messenger RNA of Oldenlandia corymbosa var. corymbosa, 1480 nucleotides long. The record is from the annotation of a GenBank genome assembly. Lineage: Eukaryota; Viridiplantae; Streptophyta; Magnoliopsida; Gentianales; Rubiaceae.
AUCUGCGAGAAAAACUAUAUAUGUUGCAAGUUACAGAUACUGCUUACGUGCAUUUAAUCGUAUUUCUUUUUUUGUAAUCAGUUAGUUAAUGAUAUUAUUUGCAAAAAUUUUAUGAAGAUCUGAUCGAGAAUUAUUACUCACCAUUGAUAUGAACGAUAAUGAGGAAGAAAAGGAGACAACAGAGAUUACCCAAAUUCAAGGCAUUUAUUAAGUGCUCACACUCUUUACUUUUUUCUCCAAGAAAUCUUUAAAAGCACAUUUUUAUUUUUUGUUCAACAGCUAAUUUAUAAGUGUCACAAAUCUGUUAUGGGGAUCAAAAUUUUCCUUCCUCUUCAUUUCUUGUUUUUCUUCUUCUAUAGUAAGAUUCUCUGCUUCUUUUCAUUUGUCAUUCUCCUUUUUUUUAUUUUUUUAAAUUGUUUUGUUUUGAUAUCAAUCACUCCGUCCUCCUCAAAAUCAGGAUCAAAACCUAAUUUGUAAGAUUUUUAUUAUUUCGAAACAGAAAGAACAGUGAAAAGACUGAAUCGGAUUGCUAAUGGCUAUUGCAGGUGCAUUUUCAACAAGGUUCACAAUCAUUAACCAUUGCCCGUAUACAAUAUGGCCAGCAUCACUAACCAGCAGCGGCCCACAAAUAAUAACUGGAUUUGAACUCGCCUCUGGAGCAUCGAGGGCCAUCGACACAGCCCCCAACUGGUCCGGACGAUUUUGGGCCCGAUUCGUUUGUUCAAAUUCAGAUGGGAAAUUCAGUUGCAAAAGUGGUGAUUGCGGGUCCAACCAGAUCGAAUGCGGCGGCAGAGGCGGAAUACCACCGGCUACUCUGGCGGAAUUCACCCUCCGAGGGGCUGACGGGAAAGAUUUCUACGAUAUCAGUCUGGUUGACGGCUUCAAUUUACCGGUCACCAUCGCGCCUCAAGACGGUGGUUGCCCCACAAUCAGCUGUCCGGUGGACAUAAACAAUCGGGCUUGUCCCAAAGAGUUGAGUAUUUAUAACACCGACGGGGGUGUGAUCGGUUGCAAGAGUGCUUGCAUUGCCUUUAAUCAGCCACAAUAUUGCUGCACCGGAGAUUUUUCAACACCGGACAAAUGCAAGCCCACGUAUUAUUCCGAAAUUUUCAAGCAGCAAUGCCCACAAUCUUAUACAUAUGCCUAUGAUGAUCCCUCAAGUCUCUUCACCUGUCAACGCCAUCCUAACUAUGUCAUUACAUUUUGCCCAUAAUGGACCAUGUUUCAUCUCUUCAUUAUAUAGCAGUGUUUUGUACUCCUUCCGUCCCAUACAAAAUAUUAAUUCAUAUUGAACAUUUUGAACUGAAUUUUUUUCUUAGAAGGGGGAGUGACAAGUAUUACUUUUCAAAGUUACGAUAAUGUAGAUAUAGAGUUCAGCAAGUUUGAAGUUUGGAUUUUCAGUUUACUCUGAUGUAAUAGAAACUAUAUUGAUGUAAAUUCAGAAGUACACAAAAGCUGGCCUAUGCAAAUACUUAAGGAA